UCAAAAAUAUGAAAUUCAUGUUUGACAUUUUUUCCCUUCAAUAUUGUUUAUUUGAAGUAUUUAUUAUUACAAUAUAAAUCAAUACGCUAAUUAAAAAUGCAUACAUAGUUCUAAGCAGCAGGGAAAUAUUGAUCAUGAGAAAAACAGCAGGUAGCCGGUAACAUGUUACAGAUAUAUGCUUGUAUAGAUAUUUUAGUUCAGGAAAAAUAUACGGUCGUGUGUCAACUAUGUUUACCAUAUUGUCAUUAUUUUUUAUAAUAUUUAAAUUUUUAUUAAUAUACUCAGAGACCAAAAUACUUCAAGGACAUCUUGUAACACGUGAAAAUUGGGCAUUUCUAGCAAGGUUUUGCUUCUUAACGGAACAAGGCACAUUUCGAUAUGAAUUCGAAUUGGGAGGUAAUGAACAAAAUUUAAAGAUAUUGUUGUAUUAUGAUGCUCCUAAUCAAUGGCCAAGCGUUUAUCCUUCGAAUAAAACAUGUAUGGAAAAAGAAGCUAUACUUUGGGAUGGAAUUGGACAAAUAGUACCAUUAUCUACAUCCAUAUCUGAAGAAUCAGGAUGCGUCGAAAAAGAAGACGCAAUAAUACGAUGCUCUAAUUAUCGAAGAUUUCGAUCAUCUCGUCCGAGAUGGUGGUUUAUCGCAUUAGCAGAUUGUUCUUCGAAAACUGGAUUAAACAUUUCGUAUUGGAUAUCGUUAACAAAUGCACCGCAUGGGCACUUUUGGAAAGAACACUUUUCGGCAGAUGAAUUCUAUAUACUACCAGAACUGAUAACAAUUGCUUGUAUUUAUGUGAUACUUGUAAUAUUAAGUUUUUACGUAGCCAUACAAUUAAGAGCAAGAAGAUUAUUACAUGUAUCUUACAAAAUAUUUAUGACUUCACUAUUUUGUCAAUUAGUAGGAAUAUUACUCGAAAUUUAUAGUUAUAUAACUCUUGGUUUAAAGGGGAUACAAAUAGAAAAUGCUCUUUUAUUUGGUCAAUUAUUAGAAGCAUGUUCAGAUAUUUUGUAUACUAUACUUAUGUUAUUACUGGCUCUUGGUUAUACAGUAACUAAAAGUAUUUUAAAACCUAGACAAACUCGAUGGCUUAUAUGUUUUAUAUGCCUAAUUUCUUUCUGUCAAUUUUCAUUAUAUAUUUAUCAAUUUGAUGUCUUUGAUCCUGGAUUAGUACUGUACAUUUAUGAGUCACCGCCAGGCUAUGGAUUAAUAAUAUUGAAAUUGAUUGCAUGGAUUAUAUUUUCUCUUCAAUGUUUUAAAACUGUUACAAAAAUGUCAACAAAACUUCAUUUUUAUGGUUCAUUAUUUUCAUUGGGAUCAGCGUGGUUUUUAUGUCAUCCAUUAACGGUACUUUGCAUCACUUUAUUAGUAGACGAGUGGGUACGAGAAAGUGUUGCUAAGGGAUGUUUAUUAUGGACUACUUUUAUGGGACACAUAAUAUUUUUAUAUAUCACUAGACCAUCUAUGGCUAACAAACGUUUUCCAUUUCAUAUUAGAACAUGUCAAAUCAUGCCUAUUGGUGGUGAAGGACAAGAUCACAGUUAUGAACCUCAUGUUAGAACAACAAGUUCUGCAUUUACUAUUUCACGUUCAAUACCAUCUACUUUGCAACAUUAAUAAUAACCAUACUCCAAAAUUAUGUAAUUAUAAUUGUACAAUUUUACUUU
Frieseomelitta varia is the source of this 1660-nucleotide messenger RNA. Its product is annotated as transmembrane protein 145-like. The record is from RefSeq and is a predicted model, not a curated record. Bases 228 to 1610 code for a protein of 460 amino acids. The transcript is spliced from 4 exons. Lineage: Eukaryota; Metazoa; Arthropoda; Insecta; Hymenoptera; Apidae. Gene Ontology annotation, biological process: response to pheromone; G protein-coupled receptor signaling pathway.